CGCCAGUUUACGCGGGGAUCGCGCCUAUGACGACUGCCACUAACCUGCUCCGGUUUAGGGAAACGUUUAUUCCUGCUCGAUCCAAUAUCAAAUGCUAUCAGCAGUGCCUGCAUAUAGUUGCCUCGACCCCGACAUCCCAGCUCAGCUUCUCAUAGCCAUUUCUUUCUCUGAGGUGAGGCUGUAUUGGUAGCCCUUUAGAUAGCCACCGAAACCUUUGCUAUAUCGAUCACCACGCUUUUACGCCUUUCCGUCCUAAGCCCCCAUCAGCCAAAAGCCAAAAAAUAUGGCCCCCGUAACCCAACCAGCGGAGGAACAAUGGCUCUCUCAGCUAGCCGCCAUGAGGCAAGCCAUGGCAGACCUAAACCUCCCCAAGACAGGAGACUCAAUUCCCUACGGGCAGGAUCUCUGCCUCGACGACGAUGAAUUUUCUUCCGCACCUGAAUCGGUUGAAGAUUUGUGGGAUAUCAUAAGCGAGGAUGACGAUGACGAUAGAACAAGCGACGAUUCUGAUGUGAUGGUGGAUAGCAGAGUGAAUGGGCAGGAAACCCCGAAACAAAAAGGGAUGUACAACCACGAAUGGCUUGAAGACAAAUGUCAGGCGGUUGCAGCGCGGAAUUCUAGCCUCAAUGCCUCCGAACUUAAGCAGCAACUCAUGUCUGUGCUGGCCGCAGAUGCCUCGCCUGACGAAUUACAAAUAUCAUUAACUGAAAUUGUAGGAUUCAACGAUUUGGAUUUUGUCAUUGACCUCAUUGCGCAUCGACAUCAAUUAACCUCACCGGAAGGUUUACAUGACCAUGAGCAUAUACUUAGCCGGUUGCAAACUAAGAGCCAGCGGGAGGAGUCCUUACGCCGACAGGACUACGAGCAUAAACACGCAAGAUUAGCACCGAAACAGGAUCGUGAGGGGCCUAUCUAUCCACAUGUAUACAAGUCGCAUCAGGCUGGGAAUACCCUCUCAGUCAAUGGGAGAAAGUACGGUCUUCCCAUUGGUAGUAGACACAUUGAGGAACAAAGAUAUACAGAGUACGCCAUUCCUGCUGCCAAAGUUGGAACACUUGGUGUUGGGCAGAAGUUGGUUGCUAUUUCAGAAAUGGAUGGUCUCUGCCGGGGCACAUUCAGUGGAUACAAGUCACUAAACCGCAUGCAGAGUUUGCUCUAUCAGGUUGCGUACAAGACAAAUGAGAAUAUGCUUAUCUGCGCACCCACUGGUGCUGGUAAAACAGAUGCUGCCAUGCUGACUAUUCUGAAUGUGAUUGCCAAAAACACCACUCCCAGCCCUAUUGAAAACCAGGAUGCCACGGAGUUUGCCGUAAUGACGGAUGAAUUCAAAAUUGUCUACGUUGCACCCAUGAAAGCCCUGGCCGCAGAAGUAACGGAGAAGUUAGGGAAGCGUCUGGCCUGGCUUGGGAUCGAGGUUCGCGAGCUAACUGGAGAUAUGCAACUGUCCAAAAAGGAAAUCGUGCAGACUCAAAUCAUCGUUACAACCCCGGAAAAGUGGGAUGUGGUAACCCGCAAGGGAACUGGUGAUACGGAGUUGGUGCAAAAAGUCCGCUUAUUGAUCAUUGAUGAAGUCCAUAUGUUGCACGACGAGCGAGGAGCUGUGAUAGAAUCUCUUGUUGCGAGGACCCAGCGACAAGUUGAGAGUACGCAGUCGCUGAUUCGCAUAGUAGGACUAUCUGCUACCCUGCCAAACUAUAUCGAUGUCGCAGAUUUCCUCAAAGUCAACCGGAUGGCGGGAUUAUUCUAUUUUGAUGCUUCGUUCCGACCUGUGCCCCUUGAACAACAUUUUGUUGGCGUGAAGGGUGACCCCAAAAAGUCCAGAGAAAACUUAGAUAUUGUCUGCUUCGAGAAGGUUCGAGAUAUGCUUGAAAGGGGUCAUCAAGUCAUGGUCUUCGUUCAUUCUCGGAAAGAAACUUUGAAUGCUGCACGGCUUUUGUAUCAGAUGGCAGUAGAGAACCAGUGUGCAGACCUCUUUAGCCCCUUAGAACAUAAAAAUUACUCGCAAGCGCUACGAGAUGUGAAAACAAGUCGUGGUCGGGAGCUUCGUGACCUCGUCCCCAAAGGCCUUGGAACCCACCACGCGGGAAUGGCUAGAUCGGAUCGCAACCUCAUGGAACGUCUAUUUGCUGAGGGCGUGCUAAAGGUCCUGUGCUGUACAGCGACUCUUGCCUGGGGUGUCAAUCUUCCAGCUGCCGCGGUCAUCAUCAAAGGAACCCAGCUAUACAGCGCUCAGGAAGGAAAAUUCAUCGACCUUGGCAUUCUAGAUGUCCUUCAGAUAUUCGGUCGAGCUGGUCGCCCUCAGUUCCAAGACACAGGUAUUGGCUUUAUCUGCACAACGCAUAACAAAUUGCAACAUUACCUGUCCGCCGUAACUUCCCAGGAGCCCAUAGAGUCGAGAUUCUCUCGUAAACUGGUUGAUAAUUUGAACGCCGAGGUCUCUCUGGGAACUGUGACAUCUGUUUCUGAGGCUGUUCAAUGGCUUGGAUAUUCGUAUCUGUUCGUACGCAUGCGUCGCAAUCCACACAGCUAUGGAAUUGACUGGGCUGAAAUUCGAGACGAUCCCCAACUUGUCCUUAGAAGGCGAGAUUUGAUUAUCAAAGCCGCGCGCACCCUUCAGAAGAGCCAAAUGAUUAUAUUUAACGAGCGAACUGAGGAGCUUCGCGCAAAGGAUGUUGGUAGAAUUGCUAGCCAAUACUAUGUAUUGCAAACGAGUGUGGAAAUAUUCAACGUCAUGAUGAAGCCGAUGGCCAGCGAUGCGGAUGUUAUGAAAAUGAUCAGCAUGAGUGGGGAGUUUGACAAUAUCCAGUCCCGGGAAAAUGAAUUCAAAGAGCUUGAAAGGCUCCGUUUAGAGGCGUUGAAAACGGAGGUUGAAGGAACGAUUGACACCGCCCAUGCGAAAACCAAUAUAUUACUUCAGGCCUACAUUUCUCGAGCUAGGAUCGAAGAUUUUGCCCUGGUGUCCGAUUCAGCCUAUGUGGCUCAGAACUCCGCGCGUAUUUGUCGCGCCUUGUUCAUGGUUGCUCUGAAUAGACGUUGGGGAUAUCAAUGUCAAGUAUUAUUGUCCACGUGCAAAUCGAUAGAGAAGCAAUUAUGGCCAUUCCAACAUCCCUUUCACCAAUUUGAUCUCCCACAACCGAUCCUGAAAAACUUGGAUGAAAAAUUCCCAGCAUCAUCCAUCGAAUCGUUGAGGGACAUGGAACCGCCUGAAAUCGGACAACUUGUCCAUAACCAUCGCAUGGGGACCACCAUCUCGAAGCUGCUAGAUAACUUUCCAACGUUAAGCGUGGAGGCUGAGAUCGCUCCACUGAACCGUGAUGUUCUCCGUAUUCGUCUUUAUCUAUAUCCUGAGUUUCGCUGGAAUGAUAGACACCACGGGACUUCCGAGCCUUACUGGAUCUGGGUUGAGAACUCGGAGACAUCUGAGAUUUAUCAUCACGAAUAUUUCAUUCUGAGUAGGAAAAAGCUCAACGAUAACCAUGAGAUGAAUUUCACAAUCCCUCUUUCUGAUCCAUUGCCUAGCCAGAUAUAUGUUCGCGCUAUCUCCGAUCGAUGGCUUGGUGCAGAAACUGUUACUCCUGUCUCAUUCCAGCAUCUUAUCCGACCGGAUACAGAAAGCGUGUAUACGGAUUUACUUGAUCUGCAACCCCUUCCGGUGUCCGCGCUUAAAAACCCCAUUCUCGAGGAGAUAUAUGCGCAGCGGUUUCAAUUUUUCAACCCUAUGCAGACGCAGAUAUUCCAUACCCUUUAUCACACACCUGCCAAUGUUCUCCUCGGUUCGCCAACGGGCAGUGGUAAAACUGUCGCCGCGGAGCUAGCAAUGUGGUGGGCCUUUCGCGAGAAGCCAGGCUCCAAGGUUGUCUACAUUGCACCCAUGAAAGCCCUCGUUCGAGAGCGAGUGCAUGACUGGCGACGUCGGUUGACUGCGCCCAUGGGCCUGAAGCUAGUUGAACUCACGGGCGACAACACACCAGACACGAGAACAAUCCGCGAUGCGGACAUCAUUAUCACCACACCUGAAAAAUGGGACGGAAUUUCUCGAAGUUGGCAAACAAGAGGAUAUGUUCGUCAAGUCAGCCUAGUUAUUAUAGACGAAAUCCACUUGCUCGGCGGUGAUAGAGGGCCCAUUUUGGAGAUUAUCGUUUCCCGGAUGAAUUACAUUGCCUCUCAAUCCAAGGGCGCCGUUCGGCUACUUGGUAUGUCCACGGCAUGCGCCAAUGCUACCGAUCUUGGAAAUUGGCUAGGUGUUAAGGAAGGACUGUUCAACUUCCGUCACUCUGUCCGACCAGUUCCACUAGAAAUAUUCAUCGACGGCUUCCCUGAACAGCGUGGCUUCUGUCCACUAAUGCAGUCGAUGAACCGACCCACAUUCCUUGCGAUAAAGAACCAUUCUCCAGAGAAACCCGUAAUUGUCUUUGUAGCGUCUCGGAGACAAACACGUCUCACCGCAAAAGAUCUGAUUAACUUCUGCGGCAUGGAAGAUAACCCACGCCGGUUCCUUCACAUGUCUGAAGACGACUUGCAGCUGAACCUUUCUCGCGUCAAAGAUGACGCGCUUAAAGAAGCGCUCAGCUUUGGAAUCGGUCUCCAUCAUGCCGGUCUCGUUGAAUCGGACAGGCAAUUAUCAGAAGAGCUUUUUGCGAACAAUAAAGUCCAAAUCCUAGUUGCAACCAGCACGCUCGCUUGGGGUGUUAACCUUCCCGCCCAUCUGGUAGUUGUGAAAGGGACACAGUUUUUCGACGCGAAAAUCGAAGGUUAUAAAGAUAUGGACCUGACUGACGUUCUUCAAAUGCUGGGCCGUGCUGGACGUCCCCAGUUUGAUUCUUCAGGUAUCGCCCGCAUUUUCACACAGGAUUCCAAAAAGGCUUUCUACAAGCACUUCCUCCACACUGGCUUCCCUGUAGAAUCUACCUUGCAUCAAGUUCUUCAUGACCAUUUGGGAGCAGAAGUCUCCGCAGGAACCAUCACAACGAAACAGGAUGCUCUGGAUUACCUAACUUGGACAUUCUUUUUCCGCCGUCUGCAUAAGAACCCUUCUUACUACGGCCUUGAAAUUUCCGCCGAAGAACACAACACCAUGGCGGCGCAGCAAAUGGCAUCCGAUUUCAUGAUAGAUCUGGUCGACAAAUCUCUAGAAGAACUUGCAGAGUCCUCCUGUGUUUUAUUGGAUUCUGCAACUGGUUAUGUGGACCCGACUCCAUACGGCAAGAUAAUGAGUUAUUACUAUCUUUCUCACAAAACCAUCCGAUACGUCAUGUCUCAUGCAAAGCCGAACCCAACCUUUGCCGAUGCACUCAGUUGGAUGUGUUCCGCCACAGAAUUCGACGAACUCCCGGUGCGUCACAAUGAGGAUCUCAUCAACGCUGAGCUGGCGCAGAAUCUUCCCCUCCCAAUCACCACGAUGGGUUCCUCACUACCCAUGUGGGACCCACACAUCAAAGCCUUCCUCUUACUUCAGGCGUUCAUGUCCCGCAUCGAUCUGCCGAUAACCGACUACGUGGGCGACCAAAUCUCUGUUCUUGACCAAGGCAUCCGUAUUAUUCAAGCUUGCAUUGACCUGCUUGCCGAACUGGGUUACCCCAAUGCAUGCACCAUGAUGAUGACAUUGCUCCAAUGCAUAAAAUCUGCCCGUUGGCCAGAUGACCACCCUCUCUCCAUUCUUCCUGGCGUCGACCCAACAAUAACUGGCGAAACAGCAUCCGGAAAACAUCUUCCCUCGUCUCUGCCCUCCCUGCUCUCCCUCCCCCAAUCAACUCUCACUACCCUCCCACGCACCCUCAACCUCUCCCAACAAACAUCCACGCAGUUCUUAAAAGCCCUAUCCCUCCUUCCUACCGUCUCAAUCUCCCUGUCAGAACACUCAUCCGCCGGUUUGACAUUAUUUCUCACGCGCAAAUCUCCCAUCCCUUUGCGCGGUGCACAGCGGAAACCCACCACCCAAGAUGGCGAUCAAUCGUUCCGCAUCUACGCGCCACAUUUCCCAAAACCACAGACAGAGGGCUGGUUUGUGCUUGUUACUUCCAACGCAGAUUUGAGUGCCGGGGCACGUGAGGACAUCCUCGCUCUCAAGCGGGUUUCCUGGGCAUCUUCGGCUGGCGCUUCUCGGGCAAACGGGCGGGAUUAUGUCGUGGCGAGAGCCAAGGUGAGGUUUCCAGAGGGGUGGAAUAGAGAUGCUAGUCGCGCCGAGGGUGUUGAAGUUGGUUCAGGAAGUAGUGGUGCUGUUGAGAAGGGUGAAGACAAGGGCACGCGGGAGGGCAAAGGGAAGGAUAUUAGGGAUGGGUUGGGGGGUGAGAAAUUGAAUGUGAAGGUUCGCGUGAUUAGCGAUGCGUAUGUUGGGUUGGAGUGGAGUAUGGUCUGUUAAGUAUUUGUAAAUAGGGGCGACAACAAUUGGGUGGGAGUCUGGUGCAUAUAUGAAACGUGAAACAAUGCUGUGUUAGAAAGAGGAGUUCAUGAAUGAUUCAACGAAUCAAACACUUUCUUUAUGAGAUGUUGCAUCAAGGUAUCUCAAGAGUGUCAACUUCUUUGUCCCCAGUUUGACGCCACGUUAGUUUGCAGUUAACGAUGAGAAUCUAAUUAGAUCGAGGUCAGAGGUGAGGUUUCGGGCUAGUUAAGCCGCGUGUUUUGACAAUGCUAAAGUAUAUAUGUAUAUAUAUACCAGAGAAAUGGGCUAUGCAAAUGCUAUUGUGAUAGUAAGGGAAGAUGAAGACGAGGAAAAUUUGAUAGAAAAGAGAAUAUACCUCUAGAGAAUAUAACCAUCGCCUUUCCAGGAUCACUACUAUAAUAUCAUUGUAUUCUUUUUAUAUUUCAAAACAUCCGUU
Molecule: messenger RNA, 6815 nt
Organism: Blastomyces dermatitidis ER-3
Lineage: Eukaryota; Fungi; Ascomycota; Eurotiomycetes; Onygenales; Ajellomycetaceae
Product: activating signal cointegrator 1 complex subunit 3
Exons: 1
Coding region: 284-6358 (2024 amino acids)
Molecular function (GO): ATP binding; ATP hydrolysis activity; nucleic acid binding
Source: RefSeq, a predicted model, not a curated record